This is a messenger RNA of Daucus carota subsp. sativus, 4312 nucleotides long. RefSeq names its product xanthine dehydrogenase 1. The record is from RefSeq and is a predicted model, not a curated record. Bases 122 to 4216 code for a protein of 1364 amino acids. Gene Ontology annotation, molecular function: 2 iron, 2 sulfur cluster binding; FAD binding; oxidoreductase activity. The transcript is spliced from 14 exons. NCBI's taxonomy places the organism in Eukaryota, Viridiplantae, Streptophyta, Magnoliopsida, Apiales, Apiaceae.
AAUAAUGCAAGACAAAACAAACUGGUCCAAAGACUAAAAAUCAACAUUAUUACUCUUCUGCUCGCGUGUGCUUAUAAAUAUAGAAAAAAAUAUUUACACAGAGAGAGAGAAAGAGAGAGAGAUGGGAUCACUGAAGAACGAAGAAGAAGUUGAACAAUCAAACGAAGCGAUCUUGUAUGUUAAUGGGGUUCGUAGAGUUCUCCCAGAUGGGCUAGCUCACUUGACUUUACUUGAGUAUCUUAGAGAUGUAGGUCUGACAGGAACAAAGCUAGGUUGUGGUGAAGGCGGUUGUGGGGCAUGCACUGUGAUGGUUUCUUAUUUCAACGAAAAUUUGAAGAGGUGUCGGCACCAUGCGGUCAAUGCUUGCCUCACUCCUCUCUAUACAGUAGAAGGUAUGCAUGUAAUUACGGUGGAAGGAGUUGGGAGUGGAAGACAUGGAUUGCAUCCAGUUCAGGAAUCAUUAGCACGUUCUCACGGAUCACAAUGUGGAUUCUGUACUCCUGGUUUUGUCAUGUCCUUGUAUGCAUUAUUAAGAUCAAGUCGAACACCUCCGACUGAAGAACAAAUUGAAGAAAGUCUAGCUGGAAAUUUGUGUCGAUGCACAGGUUACAGACCAAUUGUGGAUGCAUUUCGAGUCUUCUCCAAAACAGAUGAUUUGUUAUACACCGAAGGAUCUCAAGUGACUAAAGUGGGUGAAUUCAUAUGUCCUGGAACUGGUAAGCCAUGUUCCUGUGGCCCAAAAGAUGCAAGCACUGAAGAAACCAGUAAACAAAGUUGUGAGGGGAACAAUUAUUAUAAAGCUGUUUCUUACAGUGAGAUUAGUGGAAGUGCAUACACCAAUAAAGAGCUCAUAUUCCCUCCCGAGUUGUUGUUGCGGAAAUUGAGCUACUUAAGUAUGAGAGGAUUUGGAGGGCUGAAGUGGUACCGACCUUCAAGACUGUCACAUGUUCUAGACUUACGAUCAAGAUAUCCUGAUGCAAAAUUAGUUGUAGGUAACACUGAGGUGGGAAUCGAGAUGAGGCUAAAGAGAAUCCAUUACCCUGUUCUGAUAUCUGUUACACAUGUACCAGAACUUAAUUUAGUAAAUGUGACUGAAAAUGGAUUGGAGAUUGGCUCUUCUGUUAGACUCUCUGAAUUUCUCGAGAUUCUUCAGAAGGUUACUAAAGAACGUGCUUCUCAUGAAACUUCUGCUUGUAGGGCAUUCAUUGAACAGAUAAAAUGGUUUGCAGGGAAACAGAUUAGAAAUGUUGCUUCAGUUGGUGGAAAUAUCUGUACUGCAAGCCCAAUAUCAGACUUAAACCCUCUCUGGAUGGCUGCAGGAGCAACGUUCCGAAUAAUUGACUGCAAAGGAAACAUUAGAACAACACUGGCAGAAAAAUUCUUCCUGAGCUAUCGUAAGGUGGAUUUGACCACUGGUGAGAUUCUACUCUCAGUAUUCUUGCCUUGGACUCGGCCAUUUGAACUUGUUAAAGAAUUUAAGCAAGCUCAUCGGAGAGAUGAUGAUAUUGCAAUUGUAAAUUCUGCGAUGCGUGUUUUCCUCGAGGAAAAGGAUCAGCAGUGGAUUGUUUCAGAUGCAUCAAUCGUCUAUGGUGGCGUUGCUGCUCUCUCUCUUUCUGCAUCAAGAACUAAAGAUUUCCUUAUUGGAAAGAGUUGGAAUAGAGAGUGUCUGCUGGGUGCUCUUAAGGUUUUGGAACAAGAUAUUGUAAUUAAGGAAGAUGCACCUGGAGGUAUGGUUGAGUUCCGAAAAUCUUUGACCUCGAGCUUCUUUUUUAAAUUCUUCAUGUGGAUCUCAUAUCAAAUGGAAGGACAGAAAUCAUUCAUGGAACGCAUGCCAUCAUCUUACUUAUCCGCUGUGCAAUCGUUUCAUCGGCCAAGCGUCAUAGGAAGUCAGAACUUCGAGAUUAGAAAACACGGGAACUCUGUGGGAUCUCCUGAGAUUCAUCUAUCAGCCAGACUACAAGUGACUGGAGAGGCUGAGUACACAGAUGAUGCACCGAUGCCGCCCAACAGUUUACAUGCUGCUAUGGUAUUGAGUGAGAAACCUCAUGCUCGUAUCCUUUCUAUAGAUGAUUCAGAAGCCAAGAGUUCACCAGGAGUCGAAGGUAUAUUUUUUGCUAAGGAUAUACCUGGAGAUAAGAUGAUUGGGCCAGUUAUUGCAGAUGAGGAGCUUUUUGCUACAGAUAUUGUCACCUGUGUUGGUCAGGCAAUAGGAGUUGUUGUAGCCGAUACACACCAAAAUGCAAGAAACGCUGCUGGAAAAGUUCGCGUUAAAUAUGAAGACUUGCCAGCAAUUUUAUCAAUAGCUGAUGCUGUUAAAAAUAAAAGCUUUCAUCCGAACACGGAAAGAACAUUGACCAAAGGGGAUGUAGAACUCUGUUUCCAAUCUGGUGAAUGUGACAGGGUAAUUGAAGGGCAGGUCCAGAUUGGCGGUCAAGAGCACUUCUACUUGGAGCCAAAUAGCAGCUUGGUAUGGACAAUCGAUGGUGGCAAUGAAGUCCACAUGAUCUCAUCAACUCAAGCCCCUCAAAAGCACCAAAAGUAUGUUUCUCAUGUUCUUGGGCUUCCAAUGUCCAAAGUGGUAUGCAAGACCAAAAGAAUUGGUGGUGGAUUUGGUGGGAAGGAGACAAGGUCAGGUUUCCUUGCUGCCGUGGCAGCUGUUCCAUCUUAUCUGCUUAAGCGCCCUGUGAAACUCACUUUAGACAGGGACAUAGAUAUGAUGACUACUGGGCAGCGGCAUAGCUUUCUGGGAAAUUACAAGGUUGGGUUUACAAAUGACGGGAAGGUGCUUGCACUGGAUCUUGAAAUUUUCAACAAUGCCGGAAAUUCACUUGACCUUUCUCUUGCUAUACUCGAGCGUGCUAUGUUUCAUUCGGAUAAUGUUUAUGAGAUACCAAAUGUCAGGGUCAAAGGAAGAGUUUGUUUUACAAAUUUUCCUAGCAACACUGCCUUCCGAGGUUUUGGUGGUCCUCAAGGCAUGCUAAUUACCGAAAACUGGAUACAAAGAAUUGCAAUGGAAGUUCAAAGAAGUCCAGAAGUUAUAAGGGAAAUUAAUUUUAUUAGUGAGGGAUCAGUAUUGCAUUUUGGGCAGAAAAUCGAACAUUGUACUCUAGAGAGAUUAUGGAAUGAAUUGAAAACAUCAUCUGCCUAUUCAAGUGCCAGGGAGAAUGUGGAACAGUUUAAUCUGCAGAACAGGUGGAAGAAACGUGGAAUCGCUAUGGUUCCGACAAAGUUUGGGAUCUCAUUUACUACCAAGUUCAUGAAUCAGGCGGGCGCUCUUGUUCAGAUUUACACAGAUGGAACUGUUUUAGUUACCCAUGGGGGUGUCGAAAUGGGGCAAGGUUUGCACACAAAAGUUGCUCAAAUUGCUGCCUCUUGCUUCAAUAUUCCUCUCAGUUCUGUAUUCAUAUCAGAAACAAGUACCGACAAGGUUCCCAACGCCUCACCUACAGCAGCUUCAGCUAGUUCUGAUAUGUACGGAGCUGCAGUGUUAGAUGCAUGCGAGCAACUAAAAGCAAGGAUGCAACCGAUUGCUUUAAAACAUAAUAUCUGUUCUUUUCCUGAGUUGGCAAAUGUUUGUCACAUGGAGAGAAUAGAUUUGUCAGCCCAUGGAUUCUACAUUACACCUGAUAUUGGCUUUGAUUGGAAAAUUGGCAACGGGAAGCCAUUCAGCUACUUCACAUAUGGAGCUGCUUUUGCUGAGGUAGAAAUCGACACAUUGACCGGAGAUUUUCACACCAGGACUGCAGAUGUUUGCUUGGAUCUUGGGUUCUCCAUAAAUCCAGCUCUCGAUGUCGGACAGAUUGAAGGAGCAUUUAUACAGGGUCUAGGAUGGGUAGCUUUGGAAGAGUUAAAAUGGGGGGAUGCAGCUCAUAAAUGGGUCUCACCUGGCCGCUUGUUCACAAGUGGGCCUGGUAGCUAUAAAAUCCCAUCUAUUAAUGAUCUACCUUUUAAUUUCAAGGUUUCACUUUUGAAGGAUGCUCCUAAUGUCAAGGCCAUCCACUCCUCUAAAGCAGUAGGUGAACCUCCAUUCUUUCUUGCUUCAGCUGUAUUUUUCGCCAUCAAAGAUGCGAUUAUAGCUGCAAGAGCUGACGCCGGACACACUGGGUGGUUCCCUCUUGAUAAUCCUGCGACUCCAGAAAGAAUACGAAUGGCUUGUGCAGAUGAGUUUACAAAUCCAUUUGCUGCCAGUGAUUUUCGUCCCAAGCUAAGUGUAUGACUGUAUUCAAUACUGCAUUCAUGUACAGUUGCCUAAAAAGUCUAAAAAUGUUCCAGAUCUAUUUUGCCAGUCUAUAAUAAAAUAAAAUGUUUAAAU